This is a messenger RNA of Cannabis sativa, 3229 nucleotides long. RefSeq lists its product as uncharacterized. The transcript is spliced from 2 exons. Bases 408 to 3062 code for a protein of 884 amino acids. Lineage: Eukaryota; Viridiplantae; Streptophyta; Magnoliopsida; Rosales; Cannabaceae. The record is from RefSeq and is a predicted model, not a curated record.
AGUGGUGUUUAAUAUGUUAGAUAUUCAUCCGUAGUGAAGUAGGUUCUGCGAUUAAUUGUACUGCGGUCGGAUGGGUGGAAUAUAUAUGCAUGUUAGAAGAGUUUGAAUAUCUUAAAUAUUCAUCCGUAGUGAAGUAGGUUCUGCGAAUACAUGUACUGCGGUCGGAUGGGUGGAGAAUUUUAUAUUGUUAAUGUUAUUUUCUUAUUAUUAUAUUGUUUUAUGUGUUUAUUAGUUAUUUUUUUUUUCAUGUUUUUAAUUUUUGGGAAUGUCCGAUUACAGCUGUUAUGCUGCCGAAAUUUUACUAGAAUUAGGAUAAAUUUCACUAAAAUGCAUAAAAUUCAAUAAAAUAUAUACACAUAUUUAAACAAAUAACUGAAUAAUUUUAUUUUUUUUUUAUAAGUUUCAAAAUGGAUAGAAAUUGGAUGAGUGCGAAUAGAUUAUCAGCGGAGUAUAGUGAAGGAGUUGACCAUUUCUUGGACUUUUGUCAGAAGAAUGCUAAAAAUACUAAAUUGGUUCUUUGUCCUUGUCUUAAAUGUGGUAACAUGGAGCGUGUGGACAUUGCUAGUAUAAAGGAGCAUUUAUUUAGGAACGGAAUAGACAAGAGUUAUAAGGUUUGGGUUUACCACGGGGAAAAGAAUAGAGUUCCGGGCGAGGGAACGUCUAAGUCUAACAAGGUUAAGGGUGUUAAUUUGGAGUAUGAGGAUGAUCACAUUCCAGAAAUGAUUGGAGAUGCACAAUAUGAAUUAAAUGUCAAUCCUUUGAAAUUUCAAAGUUUUGUAGAGGAUGCCGAGAAGCCUAUUUACCCUAACUGUAAUAGGUUUACUAAGUUGUCGACACUUAUUAGAUUAUACAACAUAAAAGCCAAACACGGGUGGAGUGAUAAGAGCUUUUCGGAUUUACUAGCUUUCCUAGUAGAGUUAUUACCGGAAGGUAAUGUGGUGCCUUCAUCUUUUUAUGAGGCGAAGAAGACACUUUCUUCGUUAGGCAUGCAAUAUGAAAAAAUACAUGCAUGUCCUAACGAUUGCAUCCUAUACCGUAAGAUGUUUGUGGAUGCAAUAUGGUGUCCCACUUGUGGUGAGUCUAGGUGGCAAAAAAAAAAGAAUUCUGACGAGGUAAAGGUUGGUGUCCCUGCAAAAGUAUUAUGGUACUUACCCCCAAUACCUCGUUUGGUUCGGUUUUUUCAAAAUGCCAAUCAUGCAAAAAAUUUAAUUUGGCAUGCCAGCGAUAGAAAGGUAGAUGGUAAGAUGAGACAUCCAGCUGACUCACCCGCUUGGAAAUCAAUCGAUGCUAGGUGGCCUGAAUUUGGCAAUGAACCUAGGAAUAUCCGUCUUGGUCUUUCUGCCGACGGAAUCAAUCCACAUAUUAGCCUUAGCAGUAAGUACAGUUGCUGGCCAGUUUUGCUUGUGAUGUAUAACUUGCCGCCUUGGUUGGUAAUGAAGAGGAAGUUCACUAUGCUUACACUGUUGAUAUCAGGCCCUUCACAGCCUGGUAAUGACAUUGAUGUGUACUUAGCCCCUCUAGUUGAUGACUUGAGUCGAUUGUGGCAUGAGGGUGUUUCUGCUUACGAUGCCUUUAGGAAAGAAGAGUUCAAUCUUAAAGCCAUAUUACUGUGGACCAUUAAUGAUUUUCCAGCUUUCGGAAAUCUUUCUGGAUACAGUGUGAAAGGGUACAAAGCAUGUCCUAUUUGUGAGGAGAGAACAUGUUCUAUGUAUUUAAAACACUCGAAGAAGAUGUGUUACAUGGGACACCGAAGGUUUUUGCCAAAAGAACAUGUGUUUCGCACUUGGAAGAAAGCAUUUGACGGUAAGCAAGAAUUCGGAUUGCCACCACCACCUUUGCUAGGGGAACAAGUGUUAGAAAAGUUGAAUAAAGUUCAAUUCCACCUUGGAAAGCGAAAAGCAAAUCCAAAGAAAAGAAAAGGUCGUCGUGAGAAAAGUGACGUUGUUCCAAAUGAACCUCAAGGGCCAUGGAAGAAGAAGUCAAUAUUUUUUGAGCUCGAGUAUUGGAAGCAUUUGUUGAUACGUCAUAAUCUAGAUGUGAUGCACAUCGAGAAAAAUGUGUCAGACAGCUUGCUUAAUACCUUGUUCAAUAUUCCUGGGCGUAGCAAAGAUGGAAUCAAAUCCCGCUUAGAUUUGAAAGAGUUAGGGAUUCGUUCCAAUUUACACCCACAAGUUGUUGGUCGACGAACGUUCUUACCACCAGCUUGUCAUGCUCUAACUAAAGCAGAAAAACAAUCUUUGUGCGGUUCUAUCUCCCAGGUGAAAGUACCUGAAGGGUACUCCUCAAAUGUCUCUGAUUGGGUAGAUAUGAAAAAAUUAAUUUUGAGUGGUCUGAAAUCUCACGAUCAUCAUAUAUUGAUUCAACAUAUUCUACCAGUGAGUAUCCGUUCUGUGUUGCCAAAGAAAGUUAGAUAUGCAAUUACGAGAUUGUGUUUGUUCUUCAAAUCUCUUUGCUGUAAAGUGGUUGAUGUGCCUAAGUUACAGAAUCUCAAGAUAGAAAUUAUAGAAGUUUUGUGUUACUUGGAACAAUUUUUCCCGCCUUCCUUUUUCGACAUAAUGGUCCACCUAACAGUGCAUUUGGUGAGAGAAGUAAAGUUAUGUGGACCUGUGUACUUGAGAUGGAUGUACCCAUUCGAACGAUACAUGAAAAUCUUGAAGGGUUAUGUCAGAAAUAGAAGUAGGCCUGAGGGUUGUAUUGUUGAAUCAUACAUCGUUGAAGAGACGAUUGAAUUCUGCUCAGACUACUUGUCAGAGGUUACCACUGUUGGCUCUCGCUCUACUCGGGUGGAUAGGGAAAUAAGCAGAGGGGGUAGGGGUUUUUCUGUUUGUGGUGUGAGUCGAGCUGAUUGUGAAGAAGCGCACCGGCUUGUGUUGCAAAAUACUGAUGUUGUCCAACCGUACAUUGAGGAACAUUUUAAUUGGAUCAAGACUACUAAUCCGACUAAGGCACGAAAUCAAAAAUGGGUACAAGAUGAACAUUAUCGAAAUUUCAGUACAUGGUUAAAAAACAAGGUACUAUUAACAUUAAUGUUUUGUUACGCAUCAUAUGUUGAUUUACCUUGACUCACUAAUCAACUUGUUAUGUUCAUAGGUAUAUGCAGAAAUGUGUGAAUCUCCGUGUAGUGUGUCCAACACACUACUUUGCAUAUCACGAGGUCCUUCGUGUGAUGUACUCAAGUUCCCAUCGUACUAUAUAAAUAGUACUCAAUUUUGCACCCAAGCCCGUGAUA